Molecule: messenger RNA, 6792 nt
Organism: Talpa occidentalis (Iberian mole)
Lineage: Eukaryota; Metazoa; Chordata; Mammalia; Eulipotyphla; Talpidae
Gene: ITSN2
Product: intersectin 2
Exons: 28
Coding region: 34-3489 (1151 amino acids)
Biological process (GO): positive regulation of Rho protein signal transduction; endosomal transport; clathrin-dependent synaptic vesicle endocytosis
Cellular component (GO): cytoplasm; clathrin-coated pit; plasma membrane
Molecular function (GO): protein binding; calcium ion binding; molecular adaptor activity
Source: RefSeq, a predicted model, not a curated record
AUGGCUGAAAGCUAGCAAGGAAAAUUCAGGACCAUGAUGGCUCAGUUUCCCACCACAAUGAAUGGAGGGCCAAAUAUGUGGGCUAUUACCUCUGAAGAACGGACUAAGCAUGACAAGCAAUUUGAUAACCUCAAACCCUCUGGAGGUUACAUAACUGGUGAUCAAGCACGUACCUUUUUCUUACAGUCAGGACUGCCAGCUCCUAUCUUAGCUGAAAUAUGGGCUUUAUCAGACCUGAACAAGGAUGGGAAGAUGGAUCAGCAGGAGUUCUCCAUAGCUAUGAAACUCAUCAAACUAAAGCUUCAAGGCCAACAGCUGCCCAUGGUUCUUCCUCCCAUUAUGAAGCAGCCUCCUAUGUUCUCUCCGUUAAUUUCUGCUCGUUUUGGAAUGGGAAGCAUGCCCAACCUGUCCAUUCCUCAGUCGCUGCCUCCCGUUGCACCUAUAACAACGCCCUUGUCGUCUGCGACUUCAGGGACCACCCUCCCUCCCCUGAUGAUGCCUGCUCCCCUAGUGCCUUCUGUAAGCACAUCUUCUUUACCAAAUGGAACAGCAAGUCUCAUUCAGCCUUUAUCCAUUCCUUAUUCUUCUUCAACAUUGCCUCAUGCGUCAUCUUACAGUCUGAUGAUGGGAGGAUUUGGUGGUGCUAGUAUACAGAAAGCCCAGUCUCUGAUUGAUCUAGGAUCUAGUAGCUCAACUUCCUCAACUGCUUCACUCUCAGGGAACUCGCCCAAGACUGGGACCUCAGAGUGGGCAGUUCCUCAGCCUUCAAGAUUAAAAUAUCGGCAAAAAUUUAAUAGUCUUGACAAAAGCAUGAGUGGAUACCUCUCAGGUUUUCAAGCUAGAAAUGCCCUUCUUCAGUCAAAUCUGUCUCAAACCCAACUAGCUACUAUUUGGACCCUGGCAGACAUAGAUGGGGAUGGACAACUAAGAGCUGAAGAGUUUAUCCUUGCGAUGCACCUCACUGAUAUGGCCAAGGCUGGACAGCCACUGCCACUGACCUUACCUCCCGAGCUGGUCCCUCCAUCCUUCAGAGGAGGAAAGCAAAUUGAUUCUAUUAAUGGAACUCUGUCUUCAUAUCAGAAAAUACAAGAAGAGGAACCUCAGAAAAAAUUACCAGUCACCUUCGAGGACAAGCGCAAAGCCAACUAUGAGCGAGGGAACAUGGAACUGGAGAAGCGCCGCCAAGCCCUGAUGGAGCAGCAGCAGAGGGAGGCGGAGCGGAAGGCCCAGAAAGAAAAGGAAGAGUGGGAACGGAAGCAGCGAGAAUUACAAGAGCAAGAAUGGAAGAAACAACUCGAAUUAGAAAAACGCUUGGAGAAGCAGAGAGAAUUGGAAAGACAACGGGAAGAAGAAAGGAGAAAAGAGAUAGAAAGACGAGAGGCAGCAAAACAGGAACUUGAACGGCAGCGCCGGUUAGAAUGGGAGAGGAUUCGUCGGCAGGAGCUUCUCAAUCAAAGGAAUAGAGAACAGGAAGAAAUUGUGAGGUUAAAAUCUAAAAAGAAGAGUCUUCAUCUCGAGUUGGAAGUAUUGAAUGGAAAACACCAACAAGUCUCAGGCCGACUACAAGACGUGCGGCUCAGAAAGCAAACUCAAAAGACUGAGCUGGAAGUUUUGGAUAAGCAGUGUGACCUGGAAAUUAUGGAAAUCAAGCAACUCCAACAAGAACUUCAGGAAUAUCAAAAUAAGCUUAUCUAUUUGGUACCUGAGAAGCAAUUAUUAAAUGAAAGAAUUAAAAACAUGCAGCUUGGUAAUACACCAGAUUUGGGGAUCGGUUUACUUCAUAAAAAAUCUGUAGAAAAAGAAGAAUUAUGCCAAAGACUUAAAGAACAGUUAGAUGCUCUUGAAAAAGAAACUGCAGCUAAGCUCUCUGAAAUGGAUUCAUUUAACAAUCAACUGAAGGAACUGAGAGAAAGCUACCAUACACAGCAGUUAGCCCUUGAACAACUUCAUAAGAUCAAGCGUGACAAGUUGAAGGAAGUUGAAAGAAAAAGAUCAGAACUUAUACAAAAAAAGAAACUAGAAGAUGAGGCUGCCAGGAAAGCAAAGCAAGAAAAAGAAAACUUAUGGAGAGAGAGUCUUAGAAAAGAGGAAGAAGAAAAACAAAAGCGACUCCAAGAUGAAAAAACACAAGAAAAAGUUCAAGCAGAGGAGCGGAAAGCUGAGGAGAAACAAUGCGAGCUUCCCAGAGCUUUGGUGAAUUACAAAGCAUUAUAUUGCUUCGAAGCAAGGAACCAUGAUGAGAUGAGUUUUAAUGCUGGGGAUAUAAUACAGGUUGAUGAAAAAACCGUAGGGGAACCUGGUUGGCUUUAUGGUAGUUUUCAAGGAAAUUUUGGCUGGUUUCCAUGUAACUAUGUAGAAAAAAUAUCAUCAAGUGAAAAAGCUGUGUCUCCUAAGAAAGCCUUACUUCCUCCUACAGUAUCUUUACCUGCUACCUCAACUCCUUCUGAAUCACUUUCCUCAGAUCAACCAGCAUCAGUGACUGAUUAUCAAAAUGUAUCUUUUUCAAACCUAACUGUUAAUACAUCAUGGCAGAAAAAAUCAGCUUUUACUCGCACUGUGUCGCCUGGAUCAGUAUCACCUAUUCACGGACAGGGACAGGUUGUUGAAAACCUAAAAGCUCAGGCCCUUUGUUCCUGGACUGCAAAGAAAGAUAACCACUUGAACUUCUCAAAGCAUGAUAUUAUUACUGUCUUGGAGCAGCAAGAAAAUUGGUGGUUUGGCGAGGUGCAUGGAGGAAGAGGAUGGUUUCCAAAAUCUUAUGUCAAAAUCAUACCUGGGAGUGAAGUGAAGCGGGAAGAACCAGAAAGUUUGUAUGCAGCUAUAAAUAAGAAGCCUACCUCCACAGCCUAUGCAGUUGGAGAAGAGUAUAUUGCACUUUAUCCAUAUUCAAGUGUAGAACCUGGAGAUUUAACAUUCACUGAGGGUGAAGAGAUACUGGUGACCCAGAAAGAUGGAGAAUGGUGGACUGGAAGCAUUGGAGAUAGAACAGGGAUUUUUCCAUCAAAUUAUGUGAAACCAAAAGAUCAAGAGAGUUUUGGGAGUGCAAACAAAUCGGGAACAUCAAACAAAAAACCUGAGAUUGCUCAAGUAACUUCAGCAUAUGUGGCUUCUGGUUCUGAACAACUUAGCCUUGCACCAGGGCAGUUAAUACUAAUUCUAAAGAAAAAUACAAGUGGGUGGUGGCAAGGGGAGUUACAGGCCAGAGGGAAAAAACGACAGAAAGGAUGGUUUCCUGCCAGCCAUGUUAAACUUUUGGGUCCAAGUAGUGAAAGAACUACACCUGCCUUUCAUCCUGUGUGUCAGGUGAUCGCUAUGUAUGACUAUGCAGCAAAUAAUGAGGAUGAGCUAAAUUUCUCCAAGGGACAACUUAUUAAUGUUUUGAACAAAGAUGACCCUGACUGGUGGCAAGGAGAAAUCAACGGGGUGACUGGUCUCUUUCCUUCAAACUACGUCAAGAUGACGACAGACUCAGAUCCAAGUCAGCAAUGACCCAAUGUUGUCUUCAGUGUGAAAGCACCUCAGAGACCCACUAUCCAAGUUUGACUCUAGCGUGGAGGCAGGGCAGGCAGCCCUGAUCAAAUAUCUCCUACACAAAUCAUUAACUUCGUUUGAAUGUUAGAGCCACUUGUGAUUAUUUCUUUGUGUUUCUAAUUUACAGUUAAAAUUUAUCUGUAACAAGUUAAAGGAUAGUGGGUCUUUGUGUGGCUUUCCCUGCUAUUCACUCUGACAUCCUUUAGCAUUUUUCUCCUUUUUUAAUUUGUUAAUUGUAGGUCAUUAGCAUGCAUUUUGAGUUUGCCCUUACGUGGUGGGAGUUCAAACACACAAAGACCCACUAUUUGCACAAGCUGUUGUCGCUGAUUUGAAAUGGGCUGCCAUGCUUAACUAAUGUUACUGCAACAUGUGUCUUCAUACAGAAUUCAGAUAAAACUCGCUUAUGUUUUGCUAUUAUGUUUGAUCUAAUCCUAAUCACAGUGAGCUCUUAAAUGGUUCAAUAUAUGAUUUGCUCCCAAAUAUGCAUUGUUUAUUACUUUCUAACAUGCCACUAUGAGUAAAAAAUUUGUUUUAAGACCAAGAACUGGAAAUAACCUUUUCUCUGUUUUCUGUGUAUUUCUGGGUGGAAGCCAUGACAUUGAGGGGAGCUUUUCUUAUCUCAAGACAAGAGGCACGUGUCCUGCCUCAGCAGCACAUGCAGAGUAGUUGUGUCUGCCGUGCUUCAGCUGCCCAGGCAUGCACAUUGCUGUGGCUGCUCCUUUAGGGUCUUUAUGUGCUCUGGGCUAUGAAGAUAUUGCAUCCUGUCCAGCAGAGUCAAUUGUCACUUUUUAUUGAUGACCUAAAAAUGGAUUAUUUUUGAGGAAUGAAAGACUCCCAUCACUGACCGAGAUAGAAAACCUUCCCCAGCUUAGAUGUCACUUACAUCUAUAAUACACUUUAAAGUCAAAAUUUGUGUUACCUAUUUUAAUCAAGUGACUAUAUCUCCCAUGUCACAAAAGGACUCUGGUUGGCGUUCUUCUUAAUUAAUGUAUUUAAUAAGGAAUCCUGGAAGAGGUUAAAUGCCCCUGAAGCAGGCAUACAGGCACUGUCUUGUCAAAAAUUCAAGUGAAGGAAACAUGUUCCUUUAUGUCCAUUGAAGCCGCUUUGAGACUGGGAGGUUGACUUUACCCUCCCAGAGUUUUCUGGCUCCUGUCUGUUCUUCAACCACGUUGGCUACUUUGGCGUGGGAGUUUACUACUUUUCCUUGAAUGGAAAACACUUUGAAGAUAAUAAACGUUAUCAUAAACUAAUAAAUGCAGGAGUACUUAGCUGAAACAAAAAGGAGUUCUAGUAGACAGUAUUAAACUAUAUUUGAAAAUCAGUAACAAGAUUAUGCAAUUUAAAAUGUUUACAAACUGCAGUGCAACCUACUGUUUAUGAAUGUCACAGUACAUCAGGAAAAGUGUACAUACAAUCACCGAGUCUUAUUUCCUCAGAGUUCUUUAGGAUGAGAAAAUGUGCUUUUUUAUAUUUGAGUUUAGGAGCAUAUUUUGUGCAAUAUUUAUGUUCAUGUGCCUAUACAUUGUGAAUGAAUGAUUUCAGUCCUGCAUUGCCUAAGUCAUGACUUUAUGGUACUUGAGAGAGAUCAGCAGCUUAGUUGGAACUUCACAAAGUGCAAAUGUCAGUGUUCCAGCACGCUGCCCAUUGUUUAGCUGUGUGGUGAUCAGCACAUGUGCUCCCUGGGGCAGGGAUUUCUAGUUAUCAGUCACCUCAGUUUUUAGCAUUCGGCAUCAUCAUGAUACUUUUAUAAAAUACAACAUUAAUAGGAAAGCAAUAAUAUCACUUCACAGGUAGAAUAACAGACUUGCCUGUAGCCACCAUAGGAGAUACUGGAUUGCGUCCUGGUGAAUUCAAUUGAUCUUCCAAAUUGUGUAGAUUACUCAGUCUUGCCUUUAUUUUCUGAGCAUUCUGCUUUUGUACCCUUUGGUUGAGUUCAGAUUAAGAACAAUUACUUUCCAUCUGUUUUAAACCCAAAGGUUAGAAAUCUGACUACUGCAAAUUAGCCAUGUGACUUAGUAUAACAUUUUGUCUUCACAAUUUUGAAUUUGGGCUUCUCUGAUACACUGAUACAUUCUUUCAGAAGUAUUUUUAUAGCUCAAAUCACUUCACCAAUACAGAUUAUUCAGAAUGACAUUCAGGUAGAGCUUAGCAUCUGUAAUCAGUUUGAAAAUAGUAUUCCUUAGGUAUGUGAACUAAAUCACAUAAAUCAAUAUUUAAGCUGAAUGUCAGCCUGGAAAAUAAAUUUACUAUAUUUACUGAAAUACCUCUCUUUGUAUAGGUAUUUUGAUAUAUAUUGAGAGAAAGCUACAAGUAAAGGAAAUUGUAUGGCAUAUAAUAAUAACCCAAGUCCUUCUUAAAAGCGCAUGUGUUCCUUUGCAAUACCUCAUUUUCCACCAUGUGUUUAUUCUCUUCAGUAUAAGGGGCAGCUUUCAGUUUGCUUAGAAAGGAACAUUAGAUGGAGUUUUUCAGAAAUACAGGAUAUUAAAAUAGGGGCACAAAUAAAUAAAUCUGAACCCCUGAAUAAAUAUGAACCCUGUAGGAAGUAAAGAAUCAAAAUACCUGUUUAUUUAAAAAUUGCAAUAUAUAAUCAUUUUUAAAAUAUGUGAUUAAACCAAUGGGUUUUCCAACAAUGAAAAAAAAACAGUUCUAAAACCAAAACUGAUUUAAAAAAAAUUUAAUCAACCCUAACCUUGCAUAGUUUCAUCUGAAACAUAAAGAAUCAUUUAAAUAUAAUACAGCUAUUAAAAUGAUGCAAUUGCUAUUUUAUUAGCAAUCCAUAGAAAUGAUCCCUGAAAGUGUAGUCUUGUAACUGGUAUUUUAAUGUCUUAAAAUACAGUAGGAAUACUGAUAGCUUAAGAUUAAAAAAAAGUGGAGGAAGGAAAGGUAGAGAAAGAAAUGCCAAUUUCACUCCAGAGCUUUAUUUGCCAAGUUUUCUUAGAAUGAAUUUUACCACGAUAUAAAUUCCUGUAAAUAGAAUCUCUAAUGGAAAACACUUAGAGACUUUUGCCUAAAGUGGCAUUAUUGGAUGCUGCUGUGAUGCUACUGUAAUGUAAUAAAUUAUUAAAUUGUUGCAAAGUGCUGGUUUUUGCCUUAAAUUUUUAUUUUGUGUGUCUUGAAAAUUAUAGUAUUAAAGGUGUUGGAUUGUGCAAAUGCUGGGCACGCUUGGCAUGAGGUGAUCUGUUUUUAUUUUUACAAAACUGUAAUAUAACUAUGCAAGUGUGUUUAUUAAAAGGACACAAACUACAUUACUUGUAUUGUGUA